This is a messenger RNA of Lates calcarifer (barramundi perch), 1416 nucleotides long. RefSeq names its product 3-mercaptopyruvate sulfurtransferase. The coding region runs from base 276 to 1154 and encodes 292 amino acids. Gene Ontology annotation, cellular component: mitochondrion. Gene Ontology annotation, molecular function: thiosulfate-cyanide sulfurtransferase activity. The record is from RefSeq and is a predicted model, not a curated record. The transcript is spliced from 2 exons. NCBI's taxonomy places the organism in Eukaryota, Metazoa, Chordata, Actinopteri, Centropomidae. Gene Ontology annotation, biological process: transsulfuration.
UCAAAUUAAAUGUGGUAUAUGAUGGUGCAGUGAUCUAUAGGCCUAUAAAUGUCGAUCGUUACAGAGUAAUCACAUUACUGUACCGCGUCACCGCCUCCAUUCACCUCCAGCUGUUGCACGCUGAACUGGGGGCGUGUUGCUUGUUGCUCUCACUCUCUCCCUCUCUCCACCAUUAAUGCCCCUGCCCUCUCGACCGCUCUCAACCUUUGGCACGGGAUUUGGUCUAGUUAAACUACAGUAAACUUUGAAGCCUGUCUACCUCUACAGCAUUAACCAUGGCGCUUCAAGCGAGAGCUCUGGUCACCUCUAAAUGGCUCGCAGAGGCUGUGAAGGUGCAGGCGAAAGUGCGCAUCCUGGACACGUCUUGGUAUUUGCCCAAACUGAAGCGCAACGCCAAGAGCGAGUUCAAAAAGAGGCACAUACCAGGUGCGGCUUUCUUUGACAUAGACCAGUGCUGUGAUAAAACCUCUCCUCUGGACCACAUGCUGCCGCCAGAGAGGAUUUUCGCAGAUUAUGCUGGAAAUUUGGGAAUAGAGAGCGACACGCACGUCGUGGUGUACGACGCCAGUGAGUUCGGCGCGUUCUCGGCGCCCCGUGUGUGGUGGAUGUUCCGGGUGUUCGGGCACAGCGCGGUCUCGCUGCUCAACGGGGGGCUCAGGAACUGGGAGCUGGAGGGUCGACCUGUGUAUGACAAAUACGUCAGACCAGCACCGACCGAGUUCAAGGCCUCUCUGAACCGCUCCUGGAUCAAGACCUAUGAGGACAUCCUGGAUAACCUGGACACCAAGAGGUUCCAGGUGAUAGAUGCCAGACCGACGGGGAGGUUCAAAGGACUGGACCCUGAACCCAGAGACAACACAGAACCCGGCCACAUCCCUGGCUCCAUCAGCGUGCCCUUCCACUCCUUCCUGUCACCGUCAGGUCACUUCUUGCCCAAGGAGCAACUCCAGGCUUUGUUCGCCCGGGCAGGUGUGGACCUCAGUCACCCUCUUUGUGUCUUAUGUGGCUCUGCUGUGACUGCAUGUCACGUGGCGCUGGCGGCCCACGAGUGCGGGCACCAGGGAGUGUCAGUGUACGACGGCGGGUGGUCAGAGUGGUACACCCGUGCUGUGCCCGAACACGUCAUAUCUGAAGGACGAGGAAAACAUUUGUGAUUGGCUGAGAAGUACAUGAGAUUUGUUUGAUGGUUUAAGAAUGGAUCAGACUGGGACUGACUGACGUAAACAUUAAAAAACAAAGAGUUUUCCAAACACAGAUCACUAAGUAAUGUUUUUUCCAAACACAUAAUAGAUGACUCGACUGGAGAGCCAGCAAUAUGUGAACACUAAACUUGACUUUUAAACAGUUUUGAAACUGGAAAAGGUUUGUUUACAGCUGCAAUGCUUAUGUCUUAAUAAAACAGAGCUGCACCUUAAA